Messenger RNA from Nicotiana attenuata, 913 nucleotides. RefSeq lists its product as uncharacterized. The coding region runs from base 124 to 585 and encodes 153 amino acids. The record is from RefSeq and is a predicted model, not a curated record. The transcript is spliced from 3 exons. NCBI's taxonomy places the organism in Eukaryota, Viridiplantae, Streptophyta, Magnoliopsida, Solanales, Solanaceae.
AAAAAAGAGGUUAAAAAUACAAUAAACGAGUAUAUUGAUUUAAUAACGUCAGGGAGCAAGGUUAACUUGGAACCGCUUUUACAUCUAUUCCGCUCCUUCCUCUCGUUGCAAAGUGCAAAAUCAAUGGAACGCCUGGAAAGCCUGGAAAAGUUGAGGAAGGAAUUGGCGCGGUGGGGCGAUGAACCGUUCUUUUUUCAGAAGGACAACUAUAUUAAGGUCUCCUAUCGCCUUUUUCGGGGUUAUGGAGAUUCGUUUAUGGUGAUUUGCGAGAAAAUACAGGAGCGGAUGCAGAGUUCUCUUUGGAGAAUGACUCUACCACCCUUGGGUGGUGCGAAACCAUACAGAUUUGACGAUUUGAAAGAUAUGAUUGAAAACUUUGACUGGGAUAUUCUAAAGACUACGUACGGGAGAUUUUACGAAGGUGUCAUUCGCGAUGACAAAGGCGUAAAAGUGCAAGAAGUUACUAUCAAGACAUGGGAUUUCUUUUGUCCAAGACAGAAGUACUAUGCUGACCAUCCAUACACAUUUUGUAAUGAGCUUGAAAUACUGACGGGUGAAGACCUGCAUCCCAAUUUGAUAAGAUAAAGGGGUUCUGCUUCCAGGAAGCACUUGCUGUUGUGUAUGAUGAAAAACCAACUAUGUUUUUGUCGGUGUUGCUUCAUUUUGGUAUUAGAGCUACUCAAGAAAGCUAUAGUUUGUUACUAAAUAAAUUUACUACUUCUGUAUGCUCUUGAUGGGUCAUUUGUACCUUUGGCAGGCACUGAGUUUCGGUUGCGUGGUAGAAUAAAAGUGGCUACUCAACUUGCGUUAGUUUUGUUGGCGCUAUCUUCUAGUGUGUAAGUGGGCCUAAUAUAUGUGUAAACCUUUUGUAGUAGCUGAGAAUUUCAUUGUGGCGCUAUUUUCCUUUCUCUCA